This is a messenger RNA of Helianthus annuus (common sunflower), 1805 nucleotides long. Its product is annotated as microfibrillar-associated protein 1. The coding region runs from base 207 to 1505 and encodes 432 amino acids. The transcript has 4 exons. The record is from RefSeq and is a predicted model, not a curated record. Gene Ontology annotation, biological process: mRNA splicing, via spliceosome. Gene Ontology annotation, molecular function: RNA binding. NCBI's taxonomy places the organism in Eukaryota, Viridiplantae, Streptophyta, Magnoliopsida, Asterales, Asteraceae. Gene Ontology annotation, cellular component: U2-type spliceosomal complex.
UAUAUCAGUCUAUGUGCAAUAUGCUCGUUAGGGCUAAAAAUCGAUUUUAGUUCUCUGCAUAUUAUUAGCUCACAAAUUCUGCAAACUCCGUUAAUCUCACCGGAAACCACCUUGUCACCGCCCUCGUACGGCAGCGUUCAACCUCCACUCUCGAAAUCAUUUGUUCUUGUUCUAGGGUUUCUAUUGGUUAAUUUUCGAUCUUAACGAUGUCGGUUACUGCGGGGGUUAGCGAUACUGUUAUAGCAAUUAGGGAUAAGCUUAGAGGUAAAAUAGGGCAGACAAAAGUGAAAAGAUAUUGGCCUGGUAAAGCUCCGGAGUGGGCGGAUGAUGGCGAUGAAGACGGUGACAUCCGAGUGGCUCGGUCAGCUGCUUUGGAAAAGGCGUUUCCGAGCAGGGAGGAUAAUGAUAUCAUGAAAAGAGAUGAUCCUAGGUUACGUCGGUUAGCUGAGAAUCGGUUGGAUAAUAAGGAGGAAAUUCGAGCGGAUCAUCGGAGGAUAAGACAAGCGGAGAUUAUUUCAACGGAGGAAGAAGAACAGCGGAGGCAAGAACGGUUGGAGUUUGAGGAGGAUGAUGAGGACGCGUUGGAUGAACGAAGAAGGAGAAUUAGGGAAAAGUUGCUGCAGAGGGAGCAAGAGGAAGCUGCGAUGAUUCCGGAGGAAGAAGAGGAGGAUGAGGAUGAGGACGAGGAGGAAUCAUCGGAGUACGAAACGGAUUCGGAGGAAGAGCAGAUGGGUAUGGCUAUGGUGAAGCCAGUGUUCGUACCGAAAUCGGAAAGAGAUACGAUUGCGGAGCGGGAGAAGAUUGAAGCUGAAGAACAUGCGAUCGAGGAGUUGAUGAAGAGAAGAGCGGAGGAGAGGAAGGUCGAGACGAAGCAGAUAGUUGUCGAGGAGAUACGUAAAGAUAUGCAAAUACAGAAGAAUCUGGAAGCAGAGGCUGAUAUUGCUGACGUGGAAACGGAUGACGAGUUAAACGAGGCGGAGGAAUAUGAAGCUUGGAAGGCUCGUGAGAUUGCGAGAAUUAAACGGGACCGCGAUGACCGCGAUGCGAUGGUGAAAGAACGAGAAGAGAUUGAACGGGUUAGAAAUAUGACAGAAGAAGAGCGGAGAGAGUGGGAGAGAAAGAACCCGAAACCUUCUUCUGCACCGAAACAAAAAUGGCGGUUUAUGCAGAAAUAUUAUCACAAGGGUGCGUUCUUUCAAGAUGAUCCUGAUGAUAAAUCUGGAACUGUCGGUGCUGACGGUAUUUUCCGACGUGAUUACUCUGCACCGACCGGAGAAGACAAAAUGGACAAGUCGAUUUUGCCGAAAGUUAUGCAGGUUAAGCACUUUGGUCGCAGUGGAAGAACAAAAUGGACUCAUCUUGUUAAUGAAGAUACCACUGACUGGAAUAACCCGUGGACAAACAAUGAUCCACUUCGGGCAAAAUACAACACUAAAAUGGCGGGCAUGAAUAUGCCCAUUGCGAAGCCCAAAGGAAAAAAGUUCAAGGACUGGGAAUCUCGUUAAUUAAUGGAACCUUUGGUUGAGGUGGAGAUGAAGUCGAAUCACAAACUUGAAAACAGAGAACACUCAGAAAUGCAUCCGAUGGUCUCUGCACGUUAUGUUUUUAUAAUGACAAAGUUAUACUCGAAUGUUAUUGAUGUGGUUACUGAUUUUACAACGUUUACGGAAUAUUUGGCUACAAUUGUUUAAGUGUUCUUUAUAGUAGUUGUUUCAUUCGGGUCGAACAUCAAGUUGGAACAGAAUUGAACAAAACUGAGCCGGAAUUCAAAAGUAAUGGAAAAAUGAACGGUUAUUGUUUUCGUU